AUGGUUACAAGGGAGACGUGCGGUCGCCCGGCGUGGCUGGCGGGUCGCCUGGGCGAUCGCUCUCCUGGGAGCGCUGCGCGAGCUGAGAAGAGAAGGCCACCCCCGGAGGCGACGCAGGCGGGCGGGGAGCCAGAGGUGGGGGCUCGGGUGGGUUGGCCGAUGGCAGACGCGGCGUCGCAGAGGCUGCGGUCGCGGGGCCCUCCAUAG
This is a messenger RNA of Gryllus bimaculatus (two-spotted cricket), 207 nucleotides long. The record is from the annotation of a GenBank genome assembly. NCBI's taxonomy places the organism in Eukaryota, Metazoa, Arthropoda, Insecta, Orthoptera, Gryllidae.